CUAUCUCUCUCUCUCUUCUUUUCUCCUCUUGCUUCUUUUUCUUUGCUGGAAAAAAAAAAAAAAGAAAAAGCAAAACUUGUUGAUUUCAUCUGCAAAUCGUUUUUUUUGUUCCAACUUUUGCUUGGAAAUGACUCAAGAAGAUUCAUCGCGUGGAUUAACAAGUGUAGGCAGAAACGACUUCACACAUCGGUUCGCUGAUAGAUACAAGGAAUGGUUAAGGACAACUGGUGAAGAAACAAAACAGGAGGAGGAUCGUGUGGAAACUAAUUCUGAACUUCCGGCUUAUGAAAUCUAUGGUUUCGAGAAUGAGAUCAAAUCAUUGCAACACUUCUUGUUGGAUCAAAAGGUUUACAAGGAGUUCAAGAGUCUUGUGAUUGUCGGAGAACACGGUGUUGGGAAGACAGCAUUAUGCCAGAAGAUCUUCAAUGAUUAUGAUGUGAAGAGUGUUUAUGCCCCAUGGAUUUGGGUUUCCAUGCUUAGCAAUGAAUCUAAGGAGGGACUUGAUGGGAAAAUAUGUGUGUUGAAGAAGAUCUUGAAGGCUCUCGGAGUUGAAGAUUCGAUGUUCGAAUCCAUCCGUAGAGAAGUAGUAGAAGAAGUUUCAAAUAGGCGGGCUGGAGAAAUUGAUGGAGAGACAGCGAAAGAGAAGGAGCUCUCUGCUCUGCUCUAUGCACUUCACUUGAAUCUGAGGUGGAAGAAGUACAUGAUUGUGUUUGAUGAUGUGCGAGAAGAGGAUAAUUGGAACGAGGUGCUUCAGGACGGUGAGGAGAAGCAAUGGGGAAAGUAUCUUUCAGAUGGAUUCCCUACAGGAUCUGGUGGGAGAGUCAUAUACACGACCAGAGAUGAGAAUCUAGCGAAGAAAUUAGUUGCAGAGAAACAUGAGAUUCAUUGUCUUUGGCCGCUGUCUGAUUCUUACAGUGUUUGGAAGAUAUACGAAGCAAUGAUCUUAAAGAGAGAGAAAGAGCCUCCAAGGAACGACAAGAAAUGUAUAGAUGAGCUGAUGAACAAGUCUCGUGGUCUUCCUCUGGCUGCUAGACUGCUGGCUAAACUUGAUCCUGUGUUGCUUGAAAAUGAAAAAGCUGACCAGAACGGUUCUAACUACUCAGUCAACAACCCCACUUCAGAAGAGAAUAAAACUACUCAACCUCUGUAGACUUUAGAAGAUUGCAGAGCCCUUUUUAUUGUGUCAUCAAUCCUUGUUUGUGUUUCUCUGGUUUAAUGUUGUCUGUUUGUAUUUCUGCUGUAUCAAUAAACCAGAAUCUCCAAGUAGAGUUUCUUCAAUGUUUCUCGAGUUAAGUGUCUGAAAGAUAAGAGAUAGUUCCUUGUGUUCUCUGCA
Molecule: messenger RNA, 1333 nt
Organism: Arabidopsis lyrata subsp. lyrata
Lineage: Eukaryota; Viridiplantae; Streptophyta; Magnoliopsida; Brassicales; Brassicaceae
Product: probable disease resistance protein At5g45440
Biological process (GO): defense response to other organism
Molecular function (GO): ADP binding
Source: RefSeq, a predicted model, not a curated record